Molecule: messenger RNA, 19872 nt
Organism: Pelobates cultripes (western spadefoot toad)
Lineage: Eukaryota; Metazoa; Chordata; Amphibia; Anura; Pelobatidae
Source: the annotation of a GenBank genome assembly
CUUAUAACAACAGAUACAUGGGGGGAAACCUGUGUGGAAUCAGCUAGAGCGAACGUGCGGCUAAGUUUCAGGUUUUAUUUGUGUUGAAUCUACUUCCUGAUGAGUUGCUGUGUCUCCGCCUAUCGGCAUUGAUCUAUUUGCAGAGCACAUGUAUCUGUCUGGCGGCGAUCUGUACCAGAGAACUGAGGCCGUAAGUUAUAUCAGACAGGAAGUCACAUGGAAUCCUGAGCUGCCAUUCUACAGCUCGACUUAAACCGGGUAAACGGCAUGGAACGCGGCAUUCCAACGUUGACUAGUAACUGCUCCUUCUCCCACAGGGCCAUUCCUUGUGCAGUCAGGCUCUACAUCUUACUAUUGGUUCUUUUCAUUGUUGUGCCAACAGGGAUGUAGGAGCGAUGCAGGAAAAUUAGCUAUUUAAUGUUUUUUAAAAAAACAUUUGUUUUAAUAGGUUCUGCCUGUUUCUAUAUCGCUAUAUGUAGCAUUAUUACAUUCAAUGCAUGCAUAUUACAUUCAAUGCAUGAAAGGCUAAUAGUUUAAACAUUUUUAAAAACAAAACACUUUCGUUGUGUUGAACACACACACACACACACACAUACCUCUUACUGUACAGUAACAAGCUAUGGUUCUGUCUGAGACAAACACGUCUAAUAGUAAGAUCAAAGAAUACAAUCUCAAAAUAUAUUGCUAACAUGUUUAACUGUUCGCUAUAAUAUAUAUUUUUGCAAGAUGUAUUUGUGACAUAAUGCAAACUAAGCAGCUAGGCAGUAUGCUGUCAAAAUAUUACAAAUUUUUUAAAUAUAUUUUUCAUGUUUGCAGAAAGAACUUCACAUGCUAUCUAUCUAUAUAUAUAUAUAUAUAUAUAUCUCAUGUCUAGUUGUUUUUGCUGCAAACAUGUAUUUCUUAUUGGGUUAGGGGGAUGCUGUCAUUCUACUUAAAGGACCACUUCAGCUUAAUGAAGUGGUCUGGGUGCCAGGUCCCUCUAGGAUUAACCCAUUUUUUUUUUUAUAAACAUAGCAGUUUCCGAGAAACUGUUAUGUUUAUGUUAGUGUUAAUCCAGCCUCUAGUGGCUGUCUCAUUGACAGCCGCUAGAGGUGUUUGCGUGCUUCUCACUGUGAAAAUCUUAAGGACGUUUUUUGUCGAACGUACCGGACACGCGCGCAGUCCUUAUGGGGUUAAACCAAGAGGGUAAAUAUUGUUUUGCUUACUUGUGUUUUUUGGUAACUGGGGAUGAGUGCUAGCAAGAUUGUGAGUUUUACUCAGUGCUGCAUGUAUGCAUGCCUGGAUGAAUCUGUCCAGGGCCCAUACCUCUUCCGCAGGUGUGAGCGAGUGGCUUUUCUGGAAGCUCAGAUUGGAAAUCUGGAGAGGCAAAUUGCAACACAGAGAGAUUGACAAUCUUGAGAGGAGUCUGCUGCUCACUGAGCAGAGUUUAGUGGGAACAGGUAGUGUAGUUGGGGGGAGAUGAGACCGUUGGUGAACAUGCACAUAGCUGGGUAGCAGGGGGGAGGGAUGAGGUAAGGUUUAGCUAGUCCUGAUCUUGUGCAGCCUAACAGAUUUGCCCGUUUGAGUGAAGAUGUUGGGAACAUCAGCUCAGAAGUAGCUGUACUGCAGGAAGCUGUUCCUUCUAACAGCCGUGGGAACAGCCCCUCUGGUACGAGUGGGGAUGAAAUUGCAAGAAGUCCAGACAGGUUGGGGUGGUUGGGGACUCUAUUAUUAAGAAAGUAGAUAAGGUAAACUGCCACUCUGAUCGUCUCAACCGGACAGUUUGCAAUCUCCCAGGUGCUCAGGUCCGGCAUGUUGCAGACAGAGUGGAGGGAUUAUUGGGAGGGGCUGGGGAUGACCCAGCUGUCAUAGUCCAUUUGGUACCAAUGACAAAGUCAGAGGAAAAUGAAAGGUCCUAAAGAAGGAGUUCAGUGAACCAGUGGCGGGCAAAUUAGAACGUUGGAAGCGAUCAUGAUCACUUCCAGUCGCUCUAACGGUAUUGUAGUGAUGCCUUGAUGUCCAGGCAUUGUGCAGUACCCCUCAUCACUGCCGGGCCACCGGGUGAUCGUUCCCCUAUAGCGAUCACUUCCGGUUUGCCCCACAUGGCAGGCUUCCGAUGCUUUGCCUGUAUGCUGAGUGCCUCAGUAAAGAAGAAAAAAAAAAAUUAAACCCUUCUCUCCCUCAAUAUGUACUUAACCGAUCGCCGCUGUUCCCCCGCCAGCGAUCGGUGUUGUUCUUCUAUGUGGGUGGGGGGUACUGUCUGACAGCCCAGAUAGUUCCCCCCUCUGCAAACUAGGACCCCCAGGGGCCACACACAAAUCUAUCUAAGAAAAAUGAAUACGUUUUUAAAAUAAAACAGCAAGGAGAAAAAUAUAAAUAAAAAAGGGACAAGGUUUUAAAUAAAUCAACAAAGAUUAAAAAAUAUCUAUUAAAAAAAGGGGGGGGCAGGAGUUUAUAAUAAAAAAAUAAAAAUAAACCUGCUUUUUCACUUUUAGCAGAGUCACUUGGUAUUACCUAAUACUAACCACAAUACACCAAUUCUCUAAGAAACUCCAGUGAAAUCUGAUUUAUCCUAAACAUAGAGUUACUCAUUCAUGACUGUCUUGACACAUUGGUAAGAAAGUCAUUCACUACAGUGAGAACUGUCAGGAAUUCAAAGUGAAUUUCAAGUUUAUGGCUACAAAAGAUGAAUCGGGGGAAAAAAAUCUCCAAGUCAGCUAUGCUUCCAGUUAAGGUAUUUUGGUCUUAAAUUUGAUAUUCACUAGACUUCCCAACAAUUCUCAUUUUCAUGAAAAUCUUGUUCGAAACCAAAUGCCUAAAUUACUCCAGAAAAAGUACAAGUUGAAAUAAUGUUUUGUUUCCAUGGUUCUAACAAAUCAGCCGAAUUGUGGUUCACAGCCACAGUUGGUUCUUCUCUUUACACUUUAUGUAUUUUUUUUUUUCUCUCCAUGCACCUUUAUGGUCUUUCUUAAAGGACCACUAUAGUGCCAGGAAAACAUACUCGUUUUCCUGGCACUAUAGUGCCCUGAGGGUGCCCCCACCCUCAGGGUUCCCCUCCCGCCAGGCUCUGGGGAGAGGAAGGGGUUAAAAUCUUACCUUUCUCCAGCGCCGGGCGGGGAGCUUUCCUCCUCCUCUCCUUCUUGCUAGCGAAGUCAUCGGCUGAAUGCGCAUGCGCGGCAGGGGCCGCAUGUGCAUUCAGCCAGUCUCAUAGGAAAGCAUUCAUAAUGCUUUCCUAUGGACGCUGGCAUCUUCUCACUGUGAUUUUCACAGUGAGAAGCACGCAAGCGCCUCUAGCGGCUGUCAAUGAGACAGCCACUAGAGGCUUUAGAGGCUGGAUUAACCCUCAGUGUAAACAUAGCAGUUUCUCUGAAACUGCUAUGUUUAUAAAAGAAUGGGUUAAUCCUAUCUGGACCUGGCACCCAGACCACUUCAUUAAGCUGAAGUGGUCUGGGUGCCUAUAGUGGUCCUUUAACAUUGACAAAGCUUUUUGCCAUAUUUACCUUGCAUGAUAUAUUUUUUCCUUUUGUUAAAGGACCACUCUAGGCACCCAGACCACUUCAGCUUAAUGAAGUGGUCUGGGUGCCAGGUCCAGCUAGGGUUAACCCAUUUUUUCAUAAACAUAGCAGUUUCAGAGAAACUGCUAUGUUUAUGAAUGGGUUAAGCCUUCCCCCUAAUCCUCUAGUGGCUGUCUCAUUGACAGCCACUAGAGGCGCUUGCGUGCUUCUCACUGUGAUUUUCACAGUGAGAGCACGCCAGCGUCCAUAGGAAAGCAUUAAGAAUGCUUUCCUAUGUGACCGGCUGAAUGCGCGCGCAGCCAGCCGACGGGGAGGAGAAGAGGAGGAUCGGAGGAGGAGAGCUCUCCACCCAGCGCUGGAAAAAGGUAAGUUUUAACCCCUUUCCCCCUUCCAGAGCCGGGCGGGAGGGAGACCCUGAGGGUGGGGCACCCUCAGGGCACUAUAGUGCUAGGAAAACGAGUAUGUUUUCCUGGCACUAUAGUGGUCCUUUAAACGACUCAAGUAGAUUACAUUAUUGUUGCUCUUCGUUUAAUAAAAAAAUAAAUUACAAAAUAUCCAUAUUUUGGCUUUGUUUUUUUUGUUUUUUUACUCUGAUACUGUUUUCUUUGGCUCUUAUUCUUACAGUUUUAAAAGACCGAUAUUUGUUUUUAAUAUUUGUUCAAUAUCAAUUUUUGUUUGUUUUUCAAGUUGUGGCACUAGUUCCAUUAGCCAUUUACUUUUUCAGUUAUUAAUUAGCGAAUGCAGAAUCCAAGCAAUCUUGGGCAAUAUCCUUUAUACCCUUAUACCUUAUAUAUGGAUCAAAGAAUUGCGAGUUGAAACUUUUUUUCAGUUACUUCACUUACAGUGACUGAAAAGAAUGUCUGUGGUAUGUUCUUGCACAUAAUUGAUAAGAUCUGCGGUUAGUCCGCCAUAAUCAUUCAUAGACUUCCUAUUCUUAUUUUAUUUUUUUGGAGCCUGAAAAAUUGGAGUACAUAUACAAAUUCUAUAUUUUUAAAUACCCUUCGUCCCUGAUCAGCUAACUGUUGAAUCAGAGACUAGGGUACAGAGGUCAGGUUGGUGGUACCAGUUCCACCUAAAUGUGGGCUUGAACCCAAAUAUUUACAUAAAAAAUGCAAGAACACAAUAAUCGGAUAACUCCCCUAAAAGGAAGGGGGGACUCCCAAUUAAUCUGGUAAUGAUGGUGAAGAGAACGCCAACUGAUACAAAAAUAUACCUAUAAAUUUGUCAGAAAGAAGCACUUCACUAUGCACGAGGGAAUCCUUUAUAUACUCUCACUUUUGUUUCUUUCGUUAAUUUAAAUGUUAACUUUUUAUGGAGCUUUGUUAGUGUAGUGGUACCAGUGUGAGGGGACAGCGCAUAGUUAGCUAACUUAUUAUUAUAGAACACCCACGAAGGUGUUAUGAGGAGAUAGAGGAUUAGAAUAGUGGCGUUUUUCUAGGGGAUUUUCCUCAAUUAUAUUACUUCAACCACUGUCUAUAUCGAUAUCUAAUUACUCAUAUCUUUCCCAACAUAGUUGCUAAGCUAUCUAGUAACAGAUAUUCCGUCUUUAUUCUUAUUCUAUGCUAUACUGUCUCCUCUAUUACCCUGCAUAUUUAUCCAUAAUAAGAUUUUAAGGUACUACAUUUAUUUUGUUUUCUCUGUGAAUCACCCCAUGUGAUAUAUCUCAUUUUUCUAACACUUCGUAUGCUUUAAUUGAGAUUUGGAUACUGAGUUUGAUCCACAUAGGAUGUUAGGGUUAUAAGCUUUUUGGAGACACUGAUACAUUGUAUCUUUUCUACAGUAUAGUUAAUAAAGUUGCAGUGUGUCACUGUUUAUGUUCAUUCAGUGUCUCCAAUAUCAAUAUAUGCUUCCCCUGUAGUUAUUACCUUCUUUCUGACAAAUUUAUAGGUAUAUUUUUGUAUCAGUUGGCGUUCUCUUCACCAUCAUUACCAGAUUAAUUGGGAGUCCCCCCUUCUUUUUAGGGGAGUUAUCCGAUUAUUGUGUUCUUGCAUUUUUUACAUAUACAAAUUCUUCCUCCCUGCUAGUAGUGGUCAUAUCACCAGUGAGAUGGCUGUUUUAAAUGCUGUAGAUUAGUAUAAUUUAAGAACUGUUACAUGAUAAAAAUAAAAUUGAGAAUUGCCAAGGGAUUUGUGUAUUUUACAACAAUAUAACAGAACUGGAAAAAUAAUUCCACAGUUUCCGGUUUAUGGCAUAAAUACUUAAGAGAGAUUCAAAUGCAGAAAAUAUGUAAAUACAGAAUUGUAGUCUAUUAAAUAUAAAAAGAUAUCCAUACCAUAUUGGUGUGGAGCAAAGAAACUAAUCUAGCCUUGAGCAUUUCUCGAUGCCUUGGUGUUAAAGAUUGCAAAUAAAUUUGCUGAAAAUAUCUGCUUGUGUUGGUCAGUUCAACCUGUUUACCUGUCCACAGUCCAAGGGCUGCCAUCAUAGAGCAAAGCUAGUGGUAAGAAGCUGUCCCCCAGUGCCACUAACUCCCUUAAAGACUUUGUACAGAGGUCCGAGUAGUACUUAAGUGCCAUUAAUUGCUGUCCCACUGUGCCAGGUUCUGGUACCGGUAGAUACAUUUUUGGUUUAAGGUUAGUGGUGUUCCCAUGUAAAUAUAGCUUAAAAAUAGUACUGUAUGGACCCUAAGCCUUGCACAUUUAUGUCUUUUAUAUUUAUCAAAUAUUGCAACUUGCCAGUAGGAGAUGGUUAUAUGGGGCUUGGUUGCACUAUCUAUGGCAUGUAUUUUCAGUUACCAUUUGUGGUUGCAUUUUCUAUUGCAGGUACAGAACAUAGAUUUGUAGCAGUACUGCGGUAUCCUCUGUAGAUGGCAGAAGAGUGUCGAAAGCACCCUGAAUUCCCUUCAGUUGUAGAUCGUUAUUUUACAAGAUGGUACAAGCCAGGUAAGCACUGUGCUGUUGAACAUUGUCAAAACAAAAACUGCUGAUGUUCUAACAUUUCAACCAAAUUUUUCAGCUUUUUCUUUAAAAAUUAAAUAAAAUAAAAAAAAAAUUGUAAGAACAAUCUAUUCCUAACACUAUAGUGCCCCUGUCCCUACUCUUAUUUUGUUGCCCACCCCCACCCUCCCUCACCCUGGUACAUUAAACAUUUAAAAACAAUAAAGUUUAACUGCCCUUUUUUCUCAGAGGAGCAUUGUGAAUCUAAUACACAUGCGCAGCAAGUGCUGAGCGUCUAUUUUAAAAUAUUCCACAUAGGAAAGCACUGAAUCAAUUCUUGCCAAUGAGGAUUCCGUAUCACGUGAUCGCACUUUAAACGGACAGUGCAGCGCAAGUACCUCUAGAGGUGGACUUAAUACUGCAACGAUUCUCAAAAUCUGCAAUUUUUACAUUGGAAGGUUAAGAGGACAGGGACUCUGCAUCCAGGCCACUUAAUUGAGAUUAAGUGGUCUUGGUGACUAUAGUUCUCAGCCAGAAGAGAAGAGAGGGUCCCUGCAGAGACAGCAUUGUAGACACUGCCUUAUCCGAGAAAAUAGAGAGUUUACAUUGCAGUCUAAUGCCACCUCUAGUGGCUGUCACUCGGAUAGCAUUUAAAGGGACUUCCUGGUUGCAGUCCUGCAAAGAUUAGAUGACGGUCAAUCAGUGUCUCUAAGUAUGCAUGGAAAUGCCAAACAUUGCUCAUAAAGAUGCAUUGAGUCAAUGCAUCUCUGAGGAAUUGAUUAUUAGCACAGCACUACGACUGCUGCAAGUGUGCAGUAGCCUUCCAAUGCUUCCAUGGGGAAUAAUUGGACUGGUUGACAUAAUCAGUAAUGAUGAACUCAGCCAGAAGAGAAGUGACGGCCACGGUGAGAAUGGCGCACUGAGGAAUAAGGCAAGAAGAAACUAUUUAUUUUACUUAAUUAAGGGGUGGGAUUGAAUCUAAAUAGAUGUACUAUUUUAACUAUGACAUGAUCACAGACUAGGAAUAAUUUAGCCAGUCAAAAAGAGGAAGGAGGCAAAAAUUGACCAGCAUAUAGUUGCAUGCAGUGUCCCUAAGAGACUGACGCACUCAUUAAAUGUUUGGAUUGUGGAACAACACUUUAACAUUGUUUUGUUUUCUAGAUUGUAAAUUUGCUUAGGUAGGGACCAUCGUCUCUUUCACCUUAAAAUAACAUUAUAGAGUCAGGAGUACAAAUGCAUCUGUUUAGAUUGAAAGGCCUGCAGGCUUGUGGUACAGACACCAGAACCACGACAAUAAUCUGUACUAAUUCUAGAGACUAUAGUUUACCUUUUUAAUAUUGGGUUCAUGUUGGUUAGAUUAGGCACCAAAAUACAGAAAAGUGAUUUGAGAGAUAAACCAGGGAUCUCAAACUCUGGCCUUCCAGGAUGCUGAUGGACAAAACCUUUCUGAAUCCACAGAUGGCUAUGCUCCUGGGCGUUUAGCAACAUUUGGGGUGGUCAGAUAUUAUACCGGUGGUAAAACAGUGGUGUAUAUCUACUGGUUUCUAUUGUGAAUCCCUUUUUUUUAUUUUGCACCACUUUUCUGAAUGCAAUGAGUUUUUAUUAAACUUUUUAUAAUUGUUAUUGUAGCCUCCCCGAGUGCAGUCAAGACACAUUAAACACCAGGAAACUCUUGUGAAAGUGUUUUUUGGAAGAAUUUACUUGAAAACAUUUUAUAUUACAGUUUUUGAAUGGAUCACUGAACCAUUUUACAGUAGAACAGGUCACUAAAUUGAUACCAUGUACAUAAUUUGGGUCCCUGUCAAAAGUUGUGAACCAAUGGUUUAAACCUUUGUUUGUCAUGACAGAAUGGAUUUUCCUUUAGUGCCAUGUAAGAAAACGUGACCACAAGGAAAUGUGACCACAUCAAUGAUGCAUUCAAGAGACAUUGCUGAAUGCAGCAAGUUUUUGUUUUUUUUAAUAAUUAUUUUAUUCUAGCAUAAUCCCACGUUACAUGGCUAGCGUUGGAAUUGGUCUGCCAGCAGCCACUGUGUUUUCCAAUACAGCAAAUUAUUCCAAAAAUAAAAGCCCUAAUUCUUUGAACUUUGUUAUCAGUACAACUUUGGUGUUCUUUUCCAACUACAUUUAACACAAAACUACAAUUCUACAAAUAUUUAUGAUUGAAUACCAAAUCUGCUUUUUACUGCAAUGUCUAUUAUGGAAGUCUGUUUAUUUGUCUGUCUUUUUAAGAGUAGUGUGUAUCCAGAAAUCAAAUGGAAUAUCAAAUACAUUUUUACAUUUCAGUCUUUUGUUGUUCUAAAUGUUUAUUCUGUCCUUGCACUAUGCAUUGGUAAUUUAAAAAAUAGCAGGAUGUGUGACCCCAUACCAAAGGAAAGCCACUUACCUGUCACUUUUCUUGGGUGUCGGAAAGGAGGAUGGGGGCACUGUUUUGGGAAUUAUGUUUUAAGUUUUUGCUUGAGCUUGGUUCAUUUAAUUUGAGACUUAUGAAUAGCUAGCCAAUCUGUACGCUAUUUUGCUUGGACACCAAUGAACAGUCACAUAGUGAGUCAUUGGUUAUAACACAUAGUUAUUUUUCAUUUGUUAAAGGUUUUCCAAAAGUAAAAUGAAGCUGGAAUGUCUGUCAUUUUCUAAUGUACACAAUGUCUCGAAUUGUCGAUCAUCAAUGCAAUGCACUAUGACAACUAAAUUUGUAGGGAUUGGUAAACAAUCUUUGACAAUCCUAAUAAAAAUAGUUUUAAUAAAUCUAUAUACCUACUGAUAUGUUUACAUUUGGUGACGCUUGCUGAAUGCACCCAGCACUUUAUGUUCUGCUACAACCUGAGCGCAAGGAAUAGUAUAUGUUUAUAUUCUGAUUAACAAUUACUUGCUUUGUAAGCGGUCUUAGUACAUGUGGAUUACUUCAUAAUGGCAUCACAUUGCUUUCCAGGUAAAACUUUAAAAGUAAAUUUAUACAAGGAGGACAUUGUAUUUAUAAUUUAAUAUAUAGCAAAGGGAGACCUUUACACUUAAUGAUUGUCUUCACAAAGUUUUGCUUAUUUGGCCAUUGUGACAAGUUACUUGUGCACUGUACCAAAUCUCUAUGCACAUUUAAAUAACUGAGGUUUUUAGUUUUACUGCAAUUGCUGCUUCUAAACCUGCUGUAGUAUAAUAUCAUGGUUUUUAUUCAUUUAUGGCAUCAUUUGUCUUUCAGAUGUAAAAGGAAAGAUUUCUGAAGACCACUGCAUUUUGCAACAUUCAAACAGGUAAACCAUUCUAAAAAAAAAUAAAAAAAUAAAAAAUGACUGGUGCCAGAGGAACCUGGGUGAAUAAUCAGACUGUACUAAAAUGAUUUGACUACUUACUGUGGGAUGGUGGGAUGGUACUAGAGCACUCCUGAUACCAUGACCCCUCCAGUGGCUGUUGUGGUUAUUGUGCUGGAAUGCUCAUUUAAUUUAGCUCCUCUUUUGAUAGUGAGUUCUGGGCUAAAGGAGCUGGAGCAGUAGAAUCUGCAUCUCUCUCUUAAUAUCACUACAUGCAGUGAUAGUGUUAUGUAUAGUCCUGAAUUAAAAUACAUGUCAAGGCUAACAUAACAUUAGCGGUCCAUGGACUGUAUAGCAUCAUGGAUGACAUCGCGCCUUGCAGUAGGAAAUUUGAAUAUUGUAAUAUACCAUAAUAUACAAUUUUUGAUAUCACAUGGUAAAGAUUAUUAUUUAUGCUCUUGAAAUGGAGUAUAUGUCUACUUACAGAGGACAAGUACACUUUGCAAUUCCAGCACUCGUCCUUGCAUGGUCUCUUACAGAAAAUGAUUGGGUGCAUAUCCAAGGAAUGAAGAGAUGCACUCGCAGGUCUUAAUAAAUGGUUAUAUUUACAGUUUAUAACCAAGUCGUGUUUCGAUCCCACUGGGUCCUUUUCAAGGUUCACAGGGUUAUUCACUUAAAAAUUACUGAAUUCCGACCACAUUGGCAAUUCACAGAUUUCCAAACAACGUGAGAAGUCAGUUAGUCAGUCAGACUGAUUCUGUAUCAUUCAUGCAGAAGAGUUAAGAAAAUCCAUAAUAUCCACACGUAAACCAAUAUAAAGCACAGAAAUUGGACAUUUAUCAGCAACCAGAUGUAUCCGGCACAAUGCACAUUUGCAAAUUAUCAUUCACUUGCUUUUUACAAGCGAAUUUAUAAUGUGAAGUACAACUUGCACACUGGUUGCACUAACAGCCAGCAGACAAAUAGUUGGGAGGAAAAAAAAAAAUCUGUGGUGCAAGGGAUAAUUAUGUAGUGGGUGUACACAUCACUUAGUAGCCAGUCAUCGCAUGAAAGAAAUUUUUAUUUAAAAAAAAUACAAUUUUUUUUUAAUAGAAUUCUUAAAAGGUGGACUAUAUGGUUUAAAGGACGAGUAUAUUUUCCUGGCACUAUAGUGCCCUGAGGGUGCCCCCACCCUCAGGGUCCCACUCCUGUGGCGCUGAAGGGGGAGGAAGGGGAUAAUCCCUCUGCGCUGGGACUCUCCACCCUCAUCUGCUGUCACCGGCUGAAUGCGCAUGCGCGUCAAGAGCCGUGCGUGCAUUCAGCCAGUCCAUAGGAAAGCAUUCUCAAUGCUUUCCUAUAGACGUUGGCGUCUUCUCACUGUGUAAAUCACAGUGAGAAGCACCUCUAGCGGCUGUCAAUGAGACAGCCACUAGAGGCUGGAUUAACCCAUAGGUAAACAUAGCAGUUUCUCUGAAACUGCUAUGUUUACAGAAAAAAGGGUUAAUCCUAGCUGGACCUGGCACCCAGACCACUUCAUUAAGCUGAAGUGGACUGGGUGCCUAUAGUGGUAUUUUAAGCCCUCCAGUUGCUAUUUACCAGGUGGUGCAUGUCUCCUAAACAUGUAAAACUAAAUGUUGAUGGAGCCUGUGAAAUAACUGUGGGGAGACACAUGGUUGAAGGCUAUUCUGAAAUUCAUGGGAGAGUGACAAGUGGGUGCCCUAAUUAUAAUACUAAAGGGGGAGGAAGACCUAGUGUCUCCCAAAAAACAUUGACAAAGGGUGGGGCCCUUUUUCCAGAAACUGGACAGCAAUGGCAUUGCUAAUUUUAAACAUUUAGCAGACAUGACACCACCUCUUGUAUGGCAAGUGCGGCAUAUGGAGGUAACUUAUAGCUCCAUUGUAGUAAUAUGGAGGUCUUAUUGAUCUUAGUACCAUUUGUAUUUUAUUAUUUUUUGUAUUUAUUUUUAAUGUGGUUGUUGGCUGCUGGUACUGCCAAUGGGCAAACAUGGUUUUUGUUUUCUUUUUGUGUUUUUUUUUUUUUUUGGUUAAUCCUGGGCCAGAUUUGAAGUCUCCUUGCAUGCACAAAAUAAAUAAAAAUUGUGUGUGUAUAUAUAUUAUGAUUUAACUUUCUAUUUUUUUUUUUACAUUUUUAAAACAAGUGUAUUUUAGUAUAAAUAACAGAUAAUUAUAACUUCUACAUUACACGUUCUGUACAUGUUUUAUAUUAGAAAUUGGCUAAGUUGUCUAUUUUAUUCAUACCUUCGUACUCAAAACAGGACAAUGUAGAUACAGCUCUAUCACAGAUUAUGAUUUCUUAGGCAAUCUCAGCACUGAUUUCAAACUAAUCACAUUGAUUGUGUGGAGUUGUGUGUGUGUGUGUUGUUAAAAACAUUGAUGCCCCUCUAGCUAACUUAAAAUCCUGUUUGCAUGCAGAUUCCCCAAAAAUCACUUACAUCAUUUUAUUUUUCCGUCGCUGAACCAUGAGCUGUGGUGUGUAGAAAGUCAGCCUGGGAAUUCAGGGCAAAAUAGUUGUAAAACAUUAAUUGACCCUCCAAGACAUAGUUUAAUUUCUGUAUUAAUUUUCUUUCCUCAGAAUUUGUGUUAUCACGCUAGCAGAAUGCCACCCACUUCUUCAAACUGGAAAAACUAUUCAGAACAUCAAUUACCAGAUCAGUGCCAACUGCAGCAGGCUGCAGAACAAAGUGUCUGGGAAAUCCAAACGGGUGAGGACUUGGCAUUUUUUUUCUUCUUUCAGCUCAUGAGACAUUCAAUCUACUUUCGUGUAGUUUAUAACAAAAAUGCUUAUGAAUUGUUUCAAUCAUCACAUUGUUUUAACUAGUUUUCUAAUAAUUGGCUACAGAACUAACAAUAUAUUUGCUCUUCAAAGAAAUCAUGAGCUUGCUGUCAGCUUAGUUAAAUAUGGAAUAAACUGGAGGAGGUGUUACAUGGAUAUGGACAAAAAGAAAGCUAAUUUCAAGAACCAACCUAUUAAAGCUUGGUAACAUACCCUUGUAUUGCUUACUGUCUACUCAUUUUUGUUCUUUAGCAUGUGAUAUUAUUCAACGCAAUGUGUUCUGUAUUAGAAACAUACUUUUUUGGUUGUAUUUUUUUCUUGAACCUCGAAUGCAGCUAUAAGGCCGCUCCCAGACUUUCUUGUAUCAAUGAUUUUUCGCUAUCAUAAGAUCCUUAUGAGUUGUGUGUUCACACAGCCUGCAACAGCCUGGAACAUGCAGCUCCAGGUAGCAAGGGUCUGUUUCCCUGUUCUGCAGUGCAUAUGUUAUUUGUGGCUUACACAGGCGCAAAACAUAACACGGUUCACUAAACUAUGAACUGGGCUGUGUAUGUAGUGAUAAGUGUCAUUACUCUACCAGAUUUUAGAAUAGACUAUAUGAAGUAGGGAUCGCCCGAUAUUGAUUUUUUAUUUAUUUUUUUAGAGCCGAUACUGAUAAUCUGUGAACUUUCAGGCUGAUAGCUUUCCGAUAUUCUGUACAUUUACCGUAUUUGUUUUUUUUGCAAAUUUUCUUUUUUUUUUUUUUUUAAUUAAGUGGUAAAUGCAAAAAAUAUACAUGUCAUUCAGAUUUUUUUUUAUGUUUUCAAGAAUAUUUGUGUGUGUGUGUAGUGGAUGCAGUGAGAGUAUUUGAUUACAGUGUGUGUAGUGGAUGCAGUGUGUUUCUGUGUAAAUAUGUGCGGUAGGAACCUCCUUACCUUCUCUUAGUUCCCCCUCUUACCUGUCUUAGUGCCCCCCAUUUCCCUUAAUGCCCCCCCCACCGCAGUGUUCCUUUUCCAUUCCCUCCCCUGUAUUUUAGUGUCCUCCCUUAAUGUUUUUCACCCACCCCCUCCCCCAUAGUGUUCAUUCCACCCCCUUCCCCAUAGUGUUCAUUCCACCCCUUUCCCCAUAGUGUUCAUUCCACCCCUUUCCCCAUAGUGUUCAUUCCACCCCCUUCCCCAUAGUGUUCAUUCCCCCCCCCUCCCCCAUAGUGUUCAUUCCACACCCCUUCCCCAUAGUGUUCAUUCCACCCCCCUUCCACAUAGUGUUUCAUUCCACCCCCCUUCCACAUAGUGUUUCAUUCCACACCCCUUCCCCCAUAGUGUUUCAUUCCACACCCCUUCCCCAUAGUGUUUCAUUCCACCCCUUCCCCAGUGUUUCAUUCCACACCCAUAGUGUUUCAUUCUUCCCAUAGUGUUUCAUUCCACACCCCUUCCCCAUAGUGUUUCAUUCCACACCCCUUCCCCAUAGUGUUUCAUUCCACACCCCCUCCCCAUAGUGUUUCAUUCCACCCCCCUCCCCAUAGUGUUCCUUUCCACCCUCUCCCCCAUAGUGUUCCUUUCCACCUCCCUCCCAUCCCCUAUUGCCCCUCUCUCCCCUCCUUGGUCCCCACUCCCUGGUGUCUCCUGGGGGCGGAGCAGUGUGCACCACGGUACAGGAGAUUGUCUCCUGUACCCAGCCGGACUGACAGGAAGUGCUCUCUCCGUGAGCACUUCUUUUCAGUCCGGCCCGGUACAGGAAACAUAAGUUUCUGUACCGCUGUGUGCACUGCUCGGCAUGGCCGCGCUACACAGUGCCUGGCAGGAGGGAGCGCUGUGCGCCUACCUCCUGCCAGUCACUUCGAAAUGGUGCCCCUUGGUCCUGUGUGCCCUAAGGCGGCCGCUUGUGCCGCCUUAUGGAUGCGCCGGCCCACCUAUUCAUUAUCGGUACUGAUGGUGAUUAUCAACCGAUCCCUUAUACGAAGAUUGGAAAUGCUAUUUAAAAAAACAAUUAUUUACCCUACAAUGUUCAGCCACAACAUUUAAAGCACUGACAGGUGAAGUGAAUGAAUAACAUUGAUUAUAUAAUUACAAUGGCACCUGUCAAGGGACGGGAUAUAUUAGGCCGCAAGUGAACAGUUCUUGAAUUUCAUGUGUUUGAAGCAAUAACAAAUGGGUAAGGUAAAAGAUCUGAGUUAUUUUGACAAGGGCCAAAUAGUGAAGGCUAGACGACUGGGUUAGAGCAUCUCCAAUAUGACAAGUCUUGUGGGGUGUUCCCGGUUGUAGUAGUAGUUAGCACCUGCUAAAAGUGGUGCAAGGAAGGACAUAGAUGCCCAAGGCUCAUUGAUGUAGGCUAGCCCAACUGAUACAGUAGCUCUUCUGUGUGAUUGUAUCUCUGAAUGCUGCAAAAUGCAAUGCUAACCAUGUCAGAACACACAGUGCAUCACAGUUUGCUGCAUAACUGUAGACCAUUCAGAAUGCCCAUGAGGACCCCUGUCAAUUGCCAAAAGCACUUUUAAUGGAGUUGUGCAUAUCAGAAAUAGACCGUGGAGGAAUGUUCCCUGGGCUGAUGAAUCACAUUUUCUUUUAGGUCUGGUAGAAAGCCAGAUGUGUGUGUCUUGUUUACCUUGGGAAGAGAUGGCCGUAGGAUGUACUACGGGAAGAUGGCAGGCUGGCAGAGGCAGUGUUAUGCUAUGGACAAUGUUCUUCUAGGAAACCUUGGGUCCUGGCAAUCGUGUGGAUGUUACUUUCACAUGUACCAACUACCUAGAGAUUGUUGCAGACCAUGCACACCUUUUCAUGGCAUUGGUGUUGCCUGCUGGCAGUGGCCUCUUUCAGUAGGAUAAUGCACCCUGCCACACUGCAAAAAAUGUUCAGGAAUGGUAUGAGGAACAUGACAAAGUUUAAGGUGUUGCCUUGGCUUACAAAUUCACCACAUCUUAAUCUGCAUUUGUGGGAUGUGGUGGAACAACAAAUCUGAUCCAUGGAGGCCCCAUUUCGCAACUUGCAGUACUUGAAGGAUUUGUUGCUAAUAUUGUGGUACCAGAUACCACAAGACUCGUUCAGAGGUCUUGUGGAGUCCAUGCUUUGAUGCAUUAGUGUUUUUUUGAGGGGGACCUACUUGAUUUUAGACAGGUGGUUUUAAUGUUGUGGCUGAUCAGUGUAUAAUCCUCGGCAGAACAGAUGAUUUUGGGAUAAGAUUAGUCCCCAUAAUGCAGAAUGAGAGACUUGUGAUUAGAGGUGUGUAGCCAGACCUACUAAGUAGUGCACCUUGGGACCCUUUAAAAUAAUUCUAAAAAAACCAAAAUAAAUUGAAACAUAAAAAGUCACUUACAUUUUAAUCCAUUGUCUUUAUCAGGGUUAGGCAACCUUUAGUACUUCAUAUGUUGUGGACUACAUUUCCCACAGUGCUCUUACACUCAUAAUGGACAUAUUAAGGGCCCAAGAUUGCCUAACUCUGCUCUAUAUAAUGCAUUAAAUAUGUCAUUAAAACUUACAUAGACACGCUUUAAAGAGUGCCUAUUUCAGUAUGUCAAUUACUUCUGUUUUUGCCAUUGUUCCGCGUUGAAAGAUUAUAUGGUGUUGUGCGUACCAGAUUAUAAGAAUGCUGUCCACAUACAUCUAGGUGGUGAAAGUAUAAAGUGACACACAAUAUUUCACCAAUACUGCAGCGUUUAGCACUAUUCUGCAUGCUGCUGUUUUUAACCCCAAUUUCAGCUUCCACCAUCUAAUGGGUCCUGCCAAGGGUGUCCUCUUUCUCUUUCUUUUUUUUUUUUUUUAAAGCCUGGAACCCUAAAUUUUUAAAUUCAGAACCUUCCCCUUCAGUCUCAUGAGUUCAUACAAUUGGACUAGCGUUUGGAUGGCAAUUCGCUUCUGGACAGUAUUUUACUCUCCCUUAGCCGCCCUACUGGUCUCCCUUAGAAUACUUGUAUAUGCAACAUGUCAUCUCCAUUAAAAUUAGGGGAGUGUUUUUGGCACUUUAGAUGUUGUGGACCACAUCUUCCAUAAUGCUCUCAAAACCAAAAUGCUUGCAAAGCAUCAUGAAAGAUGUAGUCUAAAACAUUUGGAGUGCCAAAGGUUGCCUACCCCUCCCCUAAACUGUAACAUCAGGAGCCCUAAACUAGAAAAAAAUCCAUUGUAAAAUAUAUUUUGCCUUUAACAUGCAUUCUUUUCCAAUUAAGGGUGCCCAGUUCCUUACAGAAUUUGCUCCUUUAUGUAGAAUAUCCUGUUCUGAUGGCGAAGAAUAUACUAUUUACAGGUAAGAUGUUCUGCUUUUUAUGAAGAGAAGAGCUACCACACCUGCCAUGCCUUGCCUGUGUCCCCAGUUAAAAUUUGUGAUGUAUUUUAUUUAUUUUUGUUGCAUAUUUUCUUUUUUUCGGUAAGGCAUUAAAUGCCUGUGCCCAUGGUAUGAUUAGUGUGUAUGUUCUAACAGUAAUAGUCUGAAUUCUAAGCACCAAAACCAAGACAGCACACUAUAGUGUUUAUGGUGGCAAGAGUCCUGUCACUCCAUUCCAUAGUUGAAUCACAGUUUGGUAUUUGCCUGGAUGCCCCUCAGUUUAGUCACUUUUUCACGAAUACACUUACAGUAGAAGUUCUCUUCUGCAUUACAUAAAGCAAAUUUGUUAAUUGGUGGAGACUCUCCUCCAACUAACAUAAGUAAUUGGUGGAGAUUGUCAGUUGACCUUCUCAGCUAAUGAAUUAUGUCCAAAUUCGGCUAGAAUUGAUUUACUUAUGUUGAAAGAUAAAUUCAUGUGAAGAAGCUCUUGACCAUGGGGACCACAGCUAAAUAUCAAACUGUACGCUCUGUAGCUGUUACAGUACUUAGACGUUCACUAUUUUUAAAGUAUUCUACUGCUCCUAAAAUCUGUUUGUUUUCUAGUGUUUUAAUGUGAACCUUAAAGGAACACUAGGGUCAGCUACACAAACAUGUAUUCCUGACCAAAGAGUGUUAAAACCACUAUGUAGCACCUCAUGCUCCCCUAAAUAUAGCAAAAUCUUACUUUAUUCCAGUCUGCUGCUGCUGGCUCUGCCCCUGAUCUGCCCAUUGCCUGCCAUCAUCAGAAGUGGUGAUCUAAGCCAAUCACAAUGCUUUCCCAUAGGAAAACAUUGGAUUGGCUGAGCUUGUCAAGGGGGCAGAGCCAGCACAAGCCAAACACAGCCCUGGUCAAUCAACAUCUCCUCAUAGAAAUGCAUUGAAUCAAUGCAUCUCUAUGAGGAAAGUUACGUGGAUACACUGAAUGGCAGUGCUGCACAAUAUGCAGCACUGCCCCAGGAAAUACCUCUAUUGGCCAGUGGAAGUAUCCCUAGGCUGUAAUGUAAACACCGCAUUUUCUCUGAAAAGACCGUGUUUACUACAAAAAGCCUGAAGGAAAUCAUUCUACUCACCAGAGCAAAUGCAAUAAGCUAUAGUUGUUCUGGUGACAAUAGCUUGACAGAUGUUUAGAUUUUCUAAAUGUUGUAUGGAAUAUCGGUGACGGCAAAAAUAAUCGAAUGGUUUAUCAUAUUUAUACUGGCUUUGGAAGGUUUCUAUGAAAAUUUAAUUAAUUCAUUGGUCUUUUAGUUGCAUCAGAGGUCGUUUAUUAGAAGUGAAUGAGCGAAUCCUUGAAAACCCAGAACUGUUGCAAGAAAAGGUAAUUUAUCACUUUACCCAGAUAUGUUAGUUACCAUGUAUUCUUUAUAUUCGUACAAGGUCAAAAAGCAUGAUACAUUUAACAGCAUGUGUGAAUAAGCUGUAAUCUAUUGCUUGGGGAACUUAUUUAGGUAGCUGUCCUUCAGUAGGAAACUAGUCUUGGCUAGCAUUUGGUCUGAUGUAACCAUGGGAGUAGUUAGAGGUAUUUUGGCAAAUAUAGGCAUAGGCAACCUUUGGUAAUCUAGAUGUUGUUUUGUCAGAAUUGUGGCUGAGAGUAUUAUGUGAGAUGUAGUCCACAACAUCUGGAGAGCCAAAGGUCACCUACUCCUGGGCUAAACCUUAAAGGACCACUAUAGUGCCAGGAAAACAUACUCGGGCUCCCCUCACCCUUGGGGCCCCCCUCCCGCCAGCGCUGGAAUCUCCUCCUCCUCCUGCCGUCAUUGGCUGAAUGCGCCCGCACAUUCAGUCAGUCUCACGGGAAAGUAUUCUCAGUGCUUUCCUAUGGACGCUGGCGUCUUCUCACUGUGAAAAUUACAGUGAGAAGCACGGAAGCGCCUCUAGCGGCUGUCAAUGAGACAAACACUAGAGGCUGGCUUAACCCUAAAGUAAACAUAGCAGUUUCUCUGAAACUAUGGUUACAGCAGAAAGUUUUAAUCCUAGAUGGACCUGGCACCCAGACCACUUCAUUAAGCUGAAGUGGUCUGGGUGCCUAGAGUGGUCCUUUAACAAUCUUAAAUGGACUCAUUGCCUUAUGGACAGGUUAGAAAUGUCCGAAAACAUAUAGUAAUAAUAAAUCCUCUGGCACUGAUUGUAGUCAGUGGUUUUACUAUAAUGAAUUGACUUAUUAUAUAGUGGUUCAGAUACUUUAACAAAUAUCCUGAUGUCCUGUAAGCUGGAUUCUGAGUACACACUGCAUAAUAUGGUUUAACCUUGGACAGUUUUUCAAACCUUCCAAUACUAAUGGUAAAAUAAAUGUUAAAAAAAAAAAAAAAAGUCAGAAAAAGGAUGUUGCAUGUCCAUCUUGCUGGCUGUGAGAUUGUAUUUGAAUCCGUAAUAUUUAUAGGUGUUUUUUUAUUUUUUUUAUUUUUAAUUCUCUUAAACAGGAUAUCUUUGCACAAGGCAGUUCCCUCUGAAAAGGAAGAUGCAACCCAGACAUGCAGUUAAAUGCUCUUUUACACUGACCAGUGAUACAACUUUAGUACGCAAGGGCAGUGUCAGAGACCGUUGACAAUUGCACACAUUUCAUAUUCUAAGUUAUGCUUGGACCAUGCAUGUAUGAGGAUGAUGGAGAGAAAAUUACAUCCUUAAAUCCUCACACACCAUGCCAAGUGCAGUUUUCUUAACAGUUUUAAUAAAGUUAAGUAAGCGUAGUAUGUCUUAUCAAAGGUUUAUAAUAGCCAAUUAUAAUUUACAGGGCUAUUCACAAAGUGAGAAUUUAAAGUGAAUUUAAGGUCUAAAUAGCUAAACUAGAAAAAAAGUCUACGUUACUAUGCUGUCAGUUUGGCUACUCUGACCUUAAAUUUGAAAUUCACUAGUAAAAUGUUACUGGUAAAUACCUUUUUGAGAUUGCACUUUAUAUGAUUAUACUGCUGAAUUCUUUUUAUCUUUUUAUCACCCAAUAGCCAUCAACUGAGGGUUACAUUGCAGUUGUGUUACCAAAAUUUGAAGAGAGCAAAACUAUUACAGAUGGACUUCUAUCUCAAAAGGAAUAUGAAGAGAUUGUCUCUAGAAGAACGUGUGCAAAAUCAGAAGAUUUAUAAAUAGUUACGCUUGAAAACAGAUUAAUAUAGUCUGUUUACUGAACUACCUCAAAAGUUGAAAGGCUCUUGUUUGUUUUUGUUUUUUAUAUGAUUUAGAACAGUGUUUUGUCUAAUGAUAAAUUAGAAAAAGAUUGUUAAAAUAAAAAGAUUUUUU